GCGGAGGUGGAGAUUUCCAAUCCCACCCAGUCACAUUGAGAAAGGAGGAUUUGGUAAGGCUUUCCCAGGAGAAGCCACACUGAGGAAAUUCUCAGCAGCAGCCUGAACUACACUUGGAGUGGGUUUGCAGUCUCCUAUGCACGGAAAUGGGGGCAGAAGCAGCUGCAUGUUCCCUGUGUGAGAACCUAGAGGGAGCUUCAUGGUGAAGAAGUAAGAAGGAUCACACUGAAACAUUGAAAGAAGUAUUUCAUUGAUUGUGCCUGCCAUUCAAGACUUUAGGAUGGAAACCUUUUGUUUAAGAGUCUCCUUGCUACUGCUUGUCACUGGAUGUGGCCUCAGCGACAGUUCUGACAGAUAUUACACCAAUCUAAGUGAUUCUGGAAACUAUUUGACCACCUACUCUGGACUAGAGCCCAGCUUACUCCUUACUACUAUCCGACCCAUGGUACCCAACAAAACAGACUAUUGCUCCCAACGGGCUAAAAUUGCUGACACUUUCAAAUACAUUAACACAGUGAUAUCUUGUAUUAUUUUCAUCGUUGGAUUGGUUGGGAAUGCAACUUUGCUGAGGAUCAUUUACCAGAACAAGUGUAUGAGGAAUGGCCCCAAUGCGCUGAUAGCUAGCCUGGCACUCGGAGAUCUUAUCUAUAUUGUCAUUGAUAUUCCUAUCAAUGUAUAUAAGCUUCAUGCUCAGCGGUGGCCAUUUGAGGAUUCUGAUUUCGGGCUGUUUCUUUGCAAAUUCCUCCCCUUUAUACAGAAGGCAUCAGUGGGCAUCACAGUCCUCAAUCUCUGUGCCCUUAGUGUGGACAGGUACAGAGCAGUUGCCUCCUGGAGUCGUGUUCAGGGAAUUGGUAUCCCCAUGAUCACUGCAAUUGAAAUUUUCUCCAUUUGGAUUCUCUCCUUUAUACUGGCUAUUCCAGAAGCAAUUGGUUUUGUCAUGAUACCUUUCAAAUACAAAGAUGAAAAUCAUAUUACCUGCAUGCUCAAUGCUACAAACAAGUUUAUGAUGUUUUACAAAAACGCAAAGGAUUGGUGGCUGUUUGGAUUUUAUUUCUGUGUGCCACUAGCAUGUACUGCUGUCUUUUACACACUAAUGACUUGUGAAAUGUUAAACAGAAGGAACAACAAUUUGAGAAUUGCCCUCAGCGAACAUCUUAAGCAGCGUCGAGAAGUUGCAAAGACAGUUUUCUGUCUGGUAGUGAUUUUUGCCCUUUGCUGGUUUCCUCUCCAUUUGAGCCGAAUUUUGAAGAAAAUGGUAUACAAUGAAAGGGACCCUAACAGAUGUGAACUGCUCAAUUUCUUGUUGCCACUGGAUUACAUCAGCAUUAACCUGGCAACCAUGAACUCUUGUAUAAACCCCAUAGCUCUCUAUUUUGUGAGCAAGAAGUUUAAAAACUGUUUCCAGUCAUGUCUCUGCUGUUGCUGCUACCGAUCCAAAAGUCUAGUGACUUCAGUGCCAAUGAAUGGAACAAGCAUUCAGUGGAAAAACCAUGAACUAAAUAACCACAAUACAGAUCGAAGCAGCCAUAAGGACAGCAUAAACUGAGACUGAAGGACACUGAGACCACUUCAGAAUCCAGGAGGAAAAAAUGUCACAUGAAAGCUGUUUAAGAGGGAAUCUACUGAGUGUUCCACAAAAUAUAAUCCAUUCAGAUGUUCUUUGCCCUUCUCCCUAAUUUCAGAGGUGAUUUAAUGGAUUGACUAUAAAUUUAAAGAUCUGCAAAUUCGGAUCCUCUUGACAAUGUUGCUAUUUCUGAAAAUUACAUUCACCUUCUUAAUGAAAAAUGAAAGAGUCUCUCAGCACUGUGCAGGAUGUUUGCAAUCUUUGACCUAAGCAGGAAAUGUCCAGUGUGUACCUGGUACCCAGCCAUCUUUUUACUUGAUGGCCAAUUAGAAUUAGUCACCAUGGGAUUUUCAGAAGAUGUUGAAUGUGGAAUCUGUGAGGAUAUAGUUUAUCUCUGUCUUUCUGCCACUUUUUAAGGAAACAUUUAACUGAGUGGUGAAUAUAUUCUGUAUAAAAGUCUGUUUAGCAUGAAUUUUAAAAGCUUUUAUUUGGAAAUGUGUCAGUCCACACCAGUAUUUUAUAUACUUAAUUUUGCAAAACGAGACAAUACAUUAGCUGGGAAGUUAGCAUUUCACAAUUCAAAGAUAGGAAUAGACCAUCUAAAAAUAGCACCAACAUUAGGCACUUACAGCAGACUGAUACCAAAAGUAGGGUAUUAUAACGUGCUAUUUAUUCUAACUCUCUUUACAAAAUAAACAUAUAUUUUUCUAUAUCAGUAAAAGAGCAAUCAUUUUUAAAAGAAAAUCUUGAAGCACAUUUAUAAUUAGCCAGUCAUGUUUAGCUCUUAGGCCUGUUAUUCUGCAGAGACUGUAUCUGUUUUGGAUUUAAGUUGAAGUGGAGCGCAGCAAUAUCAAUGUAACAUAGUAAAGUGUUACUAAAAGUGUCCAAAACUGUUCUCAGAAGAUGAUCACUGCUUACAAAUUGUGGACCUGAAGUUACAGUCCAUGUGAAGGCAAAACUCCUGUUGGAGUCCAUAGGAGUUGUGCAUGCAUAUAGGUGUGUGUGUAUGUGUGUGUGUGUGUGUGUGUGUGAAGAGAGAGCGAGAGAUACUUACAAAGUUCAAACAUUUAAAAUGAGUUUGAUGUUUUUAUUGGGGUUAUUAACCAUAUAAAUGCAACUGAUGAUAUAAUGUAUAGAUGCUAUUGCUCGCAUACAUGUAAAUGUGUGACAUAACUUUCUCUUUGUUAUUGUCAACUUUUUGGUUACAUGGCAUGAAAAUCAUUGUCUGGCUGUUACAUUUGCUGAUUAGGUAGCAUUUUACUAAAUAGUGGAAUGAAAUAUAGCACUAUCAUAUACAAUAUACCUGCUGCAGAAAUCUGCCAUAAGACUUAUAGUAUCUGUUUUACCAGGUUGAAAGGUAAUAGCAACAGCUACAUUACGUAGUUCUUAACAUCCAGUUGUGUUUCAAAUGGAAGACAUGAGCCUGCACAUUAUUUACAAAGUCAAAAUAUUAAGUGACUACAGUGACUUCCACUGCACAAUUUCUCAAAUGUUUACAUGCACAGUGUAUAUUAAAAAACUGCUCCAUAAAUUA
Mauremys mutica (yellowpond turtle) is the source of this 3098-nucleotide messenger RNA. It is a transcript of the gene EDNRA, whose product is annotated as endothelin receptor type A. Gene Ontology annotation, molecular function: endothelin receptor activity. The record is from RefSeq and is a predicted model, not a curated record. Bases 281 to 1546 code for a protein of 421 amino acids. Lineage: Eukaryota; Metazoa; Chordata; Testudines; Geoemydidae. The transcript has 8 exons. Gene Ontology annotation, cellular component: membrane. Gene Ontology annotation, biological process: enteric nervous system development; regulation of blood pressure; G protein-coupled receptor signaling pathway.